CCUCCUCCUCUCAGGAUCCCUGCUGGAUGUAUCCCGCACCCUGCUCGCUUUUGUAAGAAAGAAAGAAGAAGAAGAAGAAACGACCACCCCCCCCCCGGCAGGAUUAGAAGCGUGGAAGCUUGUGGAGGACAAUUGUUCAGUGGGCGACAUGAGGGAAGGCGGAAUAAAGCCUGCAAAGUGUGCGAGAGGCUGAACGCGCUGCUCUGUCUCAUCCACCACACUGACUUUGGAAGCAGCGCCGCCAUGGCGAAGUGGCUCAAAGACUACCUGAGUUUCGGCAGCAGGAAGGUACCGCCCCAGCCUCCCACGCCGGACUACACGGAAAGCGAGAUCCUAAAAGCCUACCGCCUCCAGAGGGAACUCGACUUUGAGGAUCCGUACGAAGACCCAGAAAACCGGUCCAGGGCCGAAUCGGGAACGUCAGAGCCCGCCACCCCCGUGUAUGGCUCGCCCAUGAAGUCCUCCAACGCAGACGUCAAAUCCCCCAAACACAGACUCAUCAAAGUGGACUCCCAGGACCUGGGGCGCACCAAGAUCCUGCUGAGUGCAAUCUCCUUAGAUGACCAGCAAGAACCUGCCGUGCCGUCCGCUCCACUGGCAGGGGACGCCGAUUAUUCUGACCCGUUUGAUGCCCGGUCGGACCAUCGACCAGAACCAGAUGUGAGACCGCUUCCCUUUGAGAACAAUGGCUACAUGGAACCUUACGAGGCCCAGAGAGUCAUAACAGAACUGCAGCGCGGCCCCGCAGGAGGAGGCGGAACAGGACAGAAACAUGGCGGUCUGCAGCUGUACGACACCCCGUACGAAGACGGGCGAGGCCGACAUCCGGGCUUCCUGUUCGGGGAGAUCCUGGAGGAAGGCAAGGAGAACAGCAGGCUGCCGCAGGACGACGAAAGACCGGCGGACGAAUACGACCAACCCUGGGAAUGGAAGAAGGAUCACAUCUCCAAAGCUUUCGCAGUGCAGUUUGACGGGCCAGAGUGGGAACGCUCCUCGUCGCCCACGGAGCGCCUGCGUCCACCGGGGCCCUGGUCCAGCCCGCUGGCGGGCGGGGGGGUGAAGUUUCGGAUGCCCCAGGAGGGCCUCACCAUGGUGGGGGAGAGAGUGGACCCCACCCUGCCCCUGGAGAAGCAAGUGUGGUACCAUGGUUCUCUGUCACGGUCCGAAGCAGAGUCUCUGCUGACGCUGAGUAAAGAAUGUAGUUACCUGGUGAGGACCAGCCAGACCAACCGAUGCGACUACUCACUGUCUCUACGGAGCUGCCAGGGCUUCAUGCACAUGAGGUUCAGCCAGUGCAAGGACGGCAGGUUCGUUCUGGGACACAGCAGCCCGCCCUUCCACUCCAUCCCCGAGCUGGUCCACUUCUACACCACGCACAAGCUCCCCCUCCGCGGCGCCGAGCACCUGUCGCUGCUCUUCCCCGUGCUGGUGCAGACGCUCUGACCCUGGGCCCAGGACCCAGGACCCAGGACCCAGGACUCCUCCAUUGAAAGUGAGUCCUCCCAGGUCCUGUUCAAGUGGACCUGCUUAUCUUCCACCUGCCAAGUGGCAGAAAAUGCAAGGCCUGAACUCUCUGAGCUGGAACCAGACUUCAGGACAUUACAAAUUAUCAUUUGCUUUUUUUUUUUUUUUUUUUUUGUUCUCUGAGAGAAGUCAGUGACGCCUGGAAAGACAAAGUUGGGAUAUUUUUUAGGCUCCGUUUGCAAAAGAACUGAACUGGUUUAACUUAACACUGGUCAUGUCCUCUUUUUCACCUUUGUACUACAAACACUCACAUGACAAUAAAGGAUGAAGUGGACAUCCUUUUUAUAUUUAACAAAACACGUUUCAUGAAGCUUUCUUUGUUAGAUUUGUAGUACCGUAUUUUCC
Messenger RNA from Nerophis lumbriciformis (worm pipefish), 1869 nucleotides. It is a transcript of the gene shdb, whose product is annotated as Src homology 2 domain containing transforming protein D, b. Lineage: Eukaryota; Metazoa; Chordata; Actinopteri; Syngnathiformes; Syngnathidae. The record is from RefSeq and is a predicted model, not a curated record. Gene Ontology annotation, molecular function: phosphotyrosine residue binding.